CCGAUGGCGCGCGUCCGAGACGGCGGGUGGAGUUGGUGGGAAGUUCAAAGGGCGGUGGCAGUCGUCGGAAAUUUUCGGUGCCGGAGUGAUGGGGAAGGAGGUCAAUUUCUGUCAGGAAUGGUAUUUUGAUGCUCCUUCCCUAUUCCUCCCAUACCGAUGGUUUUCGAUCUGCCCUCCCCUUUGCUUCCUUCUAUCUUUUCUUCAUCGUUUUUGUUGAUGAAUCGAUCAACUUCUGAGUUUCUCUCCUCCUAAAUGUCGGUUUUUUUGGUGUUAUUGAUUUCGAGUGGACCAGUAACUAUCUGUGAAUCACUGUGUUUGAAGAUGAAUCAGCCUUGAAUGUUCUCCAUUAUUGCAGAUCUGUCUUUCGCAUUCACUGUAUCGCAUCUUCCUAGGCUAUGAAUUAUGAUGUAUACCUUUUUUGGCUAUGUUGGUGUUGUCUUGUUUCUUCCCUGCGGCCUCUACGAAAACCAAUACUAGAUAGAGACGUAAGUGUGGCUUGUAGUAUCAUGUCAUGUAUCUAGAAGAGGACAAAGAUUAGAAAUAACACUUGUUCUUAUCACGACUCAACUUUACUAUGUAGAUUAGAAACCAAACUUCGGAUACCUAGGGUGUAAGAAUAGACAAAAACUCAGCACAUUAAAAUACAUAGGAAAUGCUUGCACCAAUUGUCUUGUAGCAAUAUUUUCCAUAUGGUCUUUUGUGAGAAUGGUGAAUUGGAAUUUUGGUAUUGCAUUAGCUUUAGUCGAUGAAUUGAAUCGAGACCUAAGGCAUUGGUGAUUCUAACUCCUAACUCAGUAAUUUGUUUCAUGAAUCUCAUAUUGGGAUAACAAGGAACUCUUGCAUUGCGUUGACCCUCGAAGGAUUAAAAUAUCAGUUCCUUGUUUAACUUGCUAUUAGUAGCCGGCAGGUGGGCGGUGAGUUUCAUGGAAACACUUCCUGUGUUUGACAACUGCUAUGGAUAUUUUGUUCUCUAACCUUUGUUUCUUGUGCUUUGUCUUGACAGUUGGAAACGCAAGUCCUCACGUCAGCGUACGAAUUGCACGAUAAAAUUUAACUGUAGGUUGACAAUAUGUUUCGAUAUAUAUCACAUACAGUGUGUGUCAAGAGUCAAGACAACAAGGAAUCCACAAAUGUCUACUUCAUAGAAUCAUUUAUAAAACACAACAUUUGUUGCAUGCUGUUGGACCUGUGUAAUGCUUACAAAUAUAUUCUCCUGUUAUCUGUACCUACUCCCUUUACAAUUUCAACAACAAACACCCUUCAUAAAUUAUGAUCAUUCUAUAUUCUUACGUUUCUGCCAUUCUUGGUUAGAAAACAUGACAUCUUCUUCUGUUUCGCAGAAGCUGGAUGUGACAUUGUCUUUAAGUUUAUCGCAGCCUCGAACAGCCCAUGAUGCCCUAAAGCCCCAAGAAAGGAGUGUUAAACUUAUCCAGCUAUUGUUAAAUUGUGCCAGGCACGCCUCGUCGGGAAACCUCCAACACGCUGACGACUGCCUACUCCAGAUUUCCCAGUUGGCCUCCAUCACCGGAGACUCCAUGCAGCGCCUGGCUGCCAGGUUUGCCUCGGCUCUUGCUGUCCGGCUGGUUAAGCGCUGGCCGGGCCUUUACAAGGCUUUGAAUAGUAGCGCCACAAUUAGUUGCAAUCUUGAUCAUGCCCGAUCCAUUUUUGUUAGAAAAUUUCCCUGUUUAAAAUUUGCCUAUGCAGUCAUAAGCCGGACCCUGAUUCAGGCCAUGUCGGGGGAACACGCGAUCCAUAUCAUUGACUUCGGCUCUGGUGACCCGAAUCUUUGGGUUCCUUUUAUUAAGGGACUAGGAGAUAGAAAGCCUGAGCCGCCCCAUUUGACAAUCACUUGUGUUGGUAGAAGCAAUCAAGAGAUAUCUCGAGCUAAGCUCGCGAAAGAAGCCGAGACUCUCAACAUUCCAUUCCAAUUCAAAUGUGUAAAUGUUAGCCUUCAGGAGCUGAGCUUGGACAUGCUUGAAGUGCAAGAAGGUGAAGCUGUAGCACUGACGUCGAUACUGAGCCUGCAUGCCCUUCUCGCCGACGAGAAUUGCAUCGACGCACAAUUUGCGGUAAGCCAGCACGACGGCAAGGUGAAGGAAUGCAGGGAAAUGAACAGAUUCCUCAACAUGGUAAAGUCGAUGAAGCCAAAGGCAAUGCUGCUGGUCGAACAAGAGGCAAAUCAUAAUUCAAGGCGACUACUCGACCGGGUUGUAGAAGGGCUGCAUUAUUACAGCGCAAUAUUCGACUUCAUUGACACUGCUUGCGGAGGAUUUCUGUGCUCGGAUCGGACAGCCUUGGAAGGCAUGUUCGGGAAGGAAAUUGAGAACGUCGUUGCAGGGGAGGAGAGACACGAAAGGCACGGGCAGUGGGGCAUUAGGCUUGCUAGGGCAGGAUUAAGGCCAAUCCGGCUGUGGUACCAGACGAUGGAGGAGGCGAGGCGGGUCGUGGAGGGGUACAGGCCGGCGGGUUUUAAGGUUGUCGGUGACGAGAAAGGAAGCUUGAUGAUAUGCUGGCGGGACAGGCCUAUAUAUGCAGUGUCCGCUUGGGGCUGCUUUCAACCUUUGCGGAAUGCUGCUGAUGUAUAAUGUACCUAAACAUGAACAUUUGAAGGCAUAUAAGUUCGAGUCUAUUCUUCUUUCAGAUUUUUGUAAUUUGAAGUCUACCUUUGUUUUUUGUAAUGUACAUAUGAUAGAUCCGAUCCGUAUAUGAUACCUCUGUUUCAAAAACUUGAAAUCUAUAUGU
Andrographis paniculata is the source of this 2742-nucleotide messenger RNA. Its product is annotated as scarecrow-like protein 3. Gene Ontology annotation, cellular component: nucleus. Gene Ontology annotation, molecular function: DNA-binding transcription factor activity; sequence-specific DNA binding. Bases 1194 to 2585 code for a protein of 463 amino acids. The record is from RefSeq and is a predicted model, not a curated record. NCBI's taxonomy places the organism in Eukaryota, Viridiplantae, Streptophyta, Magnoliopsida, Lamiales, Acanthaceae. Gene Ontology annotation, biological process: regulation of DNA-templated transcription. The transcript has 2 exons.